AUGGCUGCGGUUGAAAGUCAGGAUGAUUAUGCAGUGACUUACACUUCUACUCAGAUCUGUGCUGUAAAAGGAUCAACAGAGGUCAUAGGCUGCUCCUUCAAAUACCCUUCAAGAUAUCCAUAUUUACGGGACACAGUUUGGUUCACCAAAGGAAAUGGUAAUAAACGUGAUGAUCUGAAAAGAGACCCAGUGUAUGCAGGUCGAGUGUCGUACAGCUGUGGGUUGAACAGCUGCACUCUGACAAUCAGAGACCUGAGAGAGAGCCACUCAGCUGUGUACAAGUUCAGGUUUGAAGCAAACCAGAAAAGUUUUACUGGUUUACCUGGAGUCACUCUGAAUGUCACAGUUCUUCAGGUACACGUGGACACAUCAUCAUAUCCUGACUGGGCAACACUGACUUGUCAGAGCAGUUGUCGACUAAAUAAUCAUCUCUUCUAUGCCUGGUACAAAAAUGGUCAGAAAAUUUCUACUCAGUCAGACCAGUACUGGUAUACAGACAAUCUGAAUUCUUCAGAUAGCUACUCCUGUGCUGUAACAGGUCAUGAAGAUUUCCCCUCUCCUUCAGUGUAUGCUCCAAAGCUUCCCUUUGUGUCAGUGAGUCCCUCUGCUGAGAUAGUGGAGGGCAGUUCAGUGAGUCUGACCUGUAGCAGUGAUGCUAACCCAGCAGCUGAUUACACCUGGUACAAAGACAAAAAACUGAUGAGUAGAGAACAGCAGUUAACCUUCAGCUCCAUCCAGUCUUCUGACUCUGGAGAGUAUUGCUGUACUGCUGAGAAUGAGCUGGGCAAAAACUCAUCUGAAGUCAUCUCUAUCAAUGUGAAAUACAUCCCAAAGCUUCCCUCUGUGUCAGUGAGUCCCUCUGCUGAGAUAGUGGAGGGAAGUUCAGUGACUCUGACCUGUAGCAGUGAUGCUAACCCAGCAGCUAAUUACACCUGGUACAAGGAACAACAACCGAUCAGCCAAGAAAAGCAGAUCAUCUUCAGGUCCAUCUGGUUUUCUGACUCUGGAAAGUAUUGCUGUACCGCUGAGAAUGAACUGGGCAAAACGAUAUCUAAAGUCAUCACUAUCAAUGUGAAAUGUGAGUGAAAAAACUUUUUGAAAACAUAAUUUCCCUCUGCUGAGAUAGUGGAGGGCAGUUCAGUGACUCUGACCUGUAGCAGUGAUGCUAACCCAGCAGCUAACUACACCUGGUACAAGGAACAAAACAGAUCAGUAGAAAGCAGCAGUUAA
This is a messenger RNA of Neolamprologus brichardi, 1230 nucleotides long. NCBI's taxonomy places the organism in Eukaryota, Metazoa, Chordata, Actinopteri, Cichliformes, Cichlidae. The record is from RefSeq and is a predicted model, not a curated record.